AUUUUAAUAUUGUGUUUGUUGUUGUUUCCAUUCAAAAAUAAUCGUUGUAAGAAAGUUGAUUUUAUUUUUACUGUUUUUUGAAUUAGACUAAUACAUAAUCAUGAUCAAAACAACUCCCUGGACCGGUGGCACAGAUGAAGAAUAUGAAACCCAACAUUUUGGUUUCGGUUCACAACGUCUUAAAAUCGCUGUGCGACAGAUGGUCGAACAGAAGAUUACAACUGGGGUUAAAGACAUGGAAUCCUACUUACAAGAAUCAUUGGAUCUUAAUGAGACCGAUAAAGCAACCCUUACACGUUCUUGUGAUAAACUGAUAAAACUGUAUUGUGAGCGAGCCGGUCCUUCUUUACAAAUUAUAGAUAGAGAAAUCGAAAGGGUGCUAGAAGUGCCACAAAAUGUGUUACUCCCUGAUGAUGAGAUACAUUUGCAAGAUUUAUCGGACGCUGAUCAUGAAAAGCUAAAGGAAGAAGUGACAUCAUUGAGGAAACGAGUGGAACGAGGAGCCUUGAUGGAAGCUUUGCUAACUGCCGAAGAAGAAGAAUUGUCUACUGUUGAAAAAGUCUGUGAAACUGCUAAAAAAGACAUGGAAGUGCUAGAUUUGCUUGUGAAGCAUACUGAAGACAAUAACAGUGUCAAAACUAUACAUAAUGAAACUGAUUUCCUCUGUGCUAGUGCCCCAUUUAUGAAGAAAAAUGAUGAUAUUAAUAUUUUUGAAUGAUAUUUUGAGAUAAGAAACAAUUUAGGGUUAUAUAUUUUUUCUAUUUAACCAUUUAUAUGACAUUAUUCUGAAACACUCAUGAAAAUACUACCAUGCAUAACGCCCAUAUUCACAAACUAGGCAUGCAUAAGUGAAUCAGCAAAUCAAAUGCAUGUUUAAUGGAGCUCUGUGAUUGGUUUGUGAGUCACCCUGUGCGUCCACAGGCACUGGGAGACCUCAUAGUAAUGUUUGUGAAUACUUCCAUAACUCAAACCAUAAAUGUAUUGAAAUUAAGUAAGAAAAAAAUUACAAUAAAAUGAAAAAUUCUACUA
Ostrinia furnacalis (Asian corn borer) is the source of this 1029-nucleotide messenger RNA. Its product is annotated as protein MIS12 homolog. Gene Ontology annotation, cellular component: nucleus; chromosome, centromeric region. The transcript has a single exon. Bases 101 to 718 code for a protein of 205 amino acids. Lineage: Eukaryota; Metazoa; Arthropoda; Insecta; Lepidoptera; Crambidae. The record is from RefSeq and is a predicted model, not a curated record. Gene Ontology annotation, biological process: mitotic cell cycle.